Musca vetustissima is the source of this 825-nucleotide messenger RNA. RefSeq lists its product as uncharacterized. The transcript has a single exon. Lineage: Eukaryota; Metazoa; Arthropoda; Insecta; Diptera; Muscidae. Bases 1 to 825 code for a protein of 274 amino acids. The record is from RefSeq and is a predicted model, not a curated record.
AUGAAAUAUUUGUCGCUGAUUUUCUUUACGGCAUUAUGCCUUACCUUGGCCAAUUCAGCAUGUGUACCAUUUUUUGGUAGCUGUUCGAAUCCAUUUGUGAAUUCGGUGCCGAUUAUUAUUGUUACACCAUCAUCGAGUAGUUUCUUCGAUUGGUUGAAAUGUAUUUGGGGAGGAUGUGCGAAUACACCCCCUACCAAUUGUCCACCACCACCAUCACCGCCGGUUAUUGCGCCCACACCAUGGCCAGUAACUCCAGCACCAUCACCACCAUUGGGAACCUAUCCCACGGCACUGCCACCGGCAACAACAACACCAACAUUACCACCCACUACACCACCUGGUAGCGGACUCAUACCAAGCGUGCCUCAGCCACCAUUUGGAACUUUUCCUGCACCCACAGCCCCAACUGGUACCGCGUCACCUGGAAGCGGUGUUAUACCCACAAGCCCAGCAACCGUUCCACCACCGCCAACAAGCCCAACUACGGGCUGGGCCACACCUACUUUGCCAUCAACCCCAACUGCUGGCUGGCCCACACACUCUAUGCCAACUACUCCAGAACCCGCUCCUAUACCACCACCAGCAACUAGCCCAACUGGUGUGUGGCCUACACCUACGGCGGCAACAUCCCCUACUGCUCCAACAACUGCCUGGCCCACACACUCUAUGCCAACAACUCCACCAGGUAGUGGUGUCAUACCCAGCACCUCACCAGAACCCGUACCACCACCGGCGACAACCCCAACCGCUGGCUGGACCACACCCACUGUACCAACUACUCCGCCAGGCAGUUGGACACCAACAUUAACACCAACUGCUGGGUAG